GGAGCCUGGGCCGCCGGAGCUGCAGCGUCGGGGUAGCGCGCGGCUACGAGGUCACCAAUCUAAGCAGCUUUGAAUUGAUUCAGACGCCGGUCUGGGGCUGCAAAUGCCACACGACCGUGCCUGUCCCCGCACACCAAAGGCGAUGACCCGGGACCGGACGGCGCGCGGCGGGCGUCGCGGGCCGAGGAGCGGACCCUCCCUGUGCGCGGCCACGUUGCGGCCCGGCCACCCGCCCGGCCCCUCAGGACCCCGAGGCCGAGCGCGGCCCGGGCGGACCGUGACCGCGCUGUUUGGCUUUUCCAGCCCCGACCGCUGAGGGCGGCGCGUGCGUGGCCGUCGGAGACAUGAACUACGCGCGGUUCGUCACGGCGGCGAGCGCGGCCAGGAAGCCUUCUCCCAUCCGCACCAUGAUUGAUGUAUAUGGCAAGGACUUAAAAUCGGUCAUCUACUUGAGUACUGGAUCACCCAAUCCAAACACGUUCCCCUUUAAGACAGCUGCCAUCACUGUGGAAGGUGGAAAGACCAUCCAGUUUGGGGAAGAGAUGAUGAAGAGAGCACUUCAGUAUUCUCAAAGUGCUGGAAUUCCAGAGCUUUUGUCCUGGCUAAAACAGUUACAAGUAAAAUUGCAUAAUCCUCCCACCGUCCACUAUCCCCCCAGUCAAGGACAAAUGGACAUAUGUGUCACGAAUGGCAGCCAAGAAGGAAUUUAUAAGGUGUUUGAAAUGAUCAUUAACCCUGGAGAUAAUAUCCUCGUAAAUGAACCUAUUUAUGCAGGAACACUUCAAGCUCUGCAGCCUCUGGGCUGCAACAUCAUGAACGUUGCCAGUGAUGAACACGGGAUUAUUCCAGACUCCCUCCGAGAAACACUUUCCCGAUGGAAGCCAGAAGAUUCAAGGAACCCCAAGAAAAACACCCCCAAAUUUCUUUAUACUGUCCCAAAUGGCAACAACCCCUCUGGAACCUCAUUGACAAGUGACCGCAAAAAGGAAAUCUAUGAGCUUGCAAGAAAAUAUGAUUUCCUCAUAAUAGAAGAUGAUCCGUACUAUUUUGUCCAGUUUGACAAGCCCUGGGCACCAACAUUUCUUUCCAUGGAUGUUGACGGGCGAGUCAUCAGAGCUGACUCUUUCUCCAAAGUGCUUUCUGCCGGGUUGAGAAUAGGGUUUUUAACUGGUCCAAAACCGCUGAUAGAGAGAGUUGUUCUUCACACACAAGUGUCAUCGUUGCACCCCAGCACUUUUAACCAGCUCAUGAUAUCACAGCUCCUACAGCAGUGGGGAGAAGAGGGCUUCCUGGCUCACGUACACAGGGUUAUUGAUUUCUACAGGAACCAGAGAAAUGCAAUAUUGGCAGCUGCAGACAAGUGGUUGGGUGAUUUGGCAGAAUGGCAUGUUCCUACUGCUGGAAUGUUUUUAUGGAUUAAAAUUAAAGGCAUUUCUGAUGUAAAACAACUGAUUGAAGAAAAAGCCAUUAAGAAAGAGGUGUUAAUGCUUCCUGGAAAUGGCUUCUAUGUCGAUAACUCGGCUCCUAGACCGUAUGUGAGAGUGUCCUACUCUUUAGCAUCUGCAGAGCAGAUGGAUGAGACUUCUACAAACAGACGAGACUAAGAUGGAAUUAAAGUUUGUUGUCUUCAUGAAUAAUUUCUCUCAACUUGCUGAACAGUGCUGGGAGAUUGCCAACAUGUUACGAGGAAAACCUUUGUCCUUACUUCAUGGAAUUGUCAUGAGCCAAAAGUACAAAUUCAUGACAGACAUCAGUCUCCUUCUCUGAAGAAAAAAGUAACAGCAGGGUCAAGUAGAAUGAUAUUCUUAAAUUAAUCACAAUCUAGCUUUAAGCAAAAUAACAAGAAGGAAAGAAACAACAUCCUAAGGACUGUGUAUCUGGAAAUCCAAACAGAAGAGCUAUAAAUUGAAUAAUGCAAUUAACAUUGAGAUGAGUUCAUACUCAUCCUUGGAGAUGGAAAUUUUUCUUGUGUUCUUUAGUUACUUGCAUUCUUAUGUCAUUAAAUAGGCUUUUCAAAGUUCCCUCUGCUUUAUACAUAUGAAUAGAGUUGGAGAAUUGAAAUUAUAGAGAAUGCAUUGCAGAUGAGAGAGUAUACGAAUAUACAAGAUAAUUUGUGUUGUGGAUAACAUAGAAAAUGAAAAUAUUGAGGGAUAUACAAACAAAAAGAAAAUCCAGGAAGUCUGAUGUAUUUCCAUCGACAUAUUUUAGUAGACGUUGAUGGCAUCCUGCCCAGAUAAAGCUGAUGUUAAACUUGACUUUUCAUUGUCUUAUCUCAACUUCAGGUGGAUACUCUGUUUGAAUUUUUAAAGUUAUGACAGACUUUUCCAAAGUAACAUCCU
This is a messenger RNA of Lemur catta (Ring-tailed lemur), 2339 nucleotides long. RefSeq names its product kynurenine/alpha-aminoadipate aminotransferase, mitochondrial-like. Gene Ontology annotation, biological process: biosynthetic process. The record is from RefSeq and is a predicted model, not a curated record. Lineage: Eukaryota; Metazoa; Chordata; Mammalia; Primates; Lemuridae. The coding region runs from base 345 to 1604 and encodes 419 amino acids. The transcript has 13 exons. Gene Ontology annotation, molecular function: pyridoxal phosphate binding; L-kynurenine:2-oxoglutarate transaminase activity.